GCUCUCGUUGGCUGACGUCGUGACGUCAUACGUGCGUAGGCGCUUCCUCAACCCGAUAGACUCCUCACAGGAAGGAACAGCAACAUAGAAGACGAUGUUGGUCCUGGUGUUAGGUGACCUGCACAUCCCCCACCGCUGCAACACGCUGCCGGCCAAGUUCAAGAAGCUGCUGGUGCCGGGGAAGAUCCAGCACAUUCUCUGCACAGGAAACCUCUGCACCAAGGAGAGCUAUGACUACCUGAAAACCCUCGCUGGAGACGUCCACAUAGUACGAGGAGACUUCGAUGAGAAUCUGAACUACCCAGAACAGAAGGUGGUGACAGUGGGCCAGUUUAAGAUCGGCCUCAUCCACGGUCACCAGGUGAUCCCGUGGGGCGACAUGGCGAGUCUGGCGCUGCUGCAGAGGCAGCUGGACGUCGACAUCCUCAUCUCCGGACACACGCACAAGUUCGAGGCGUUCGAGAACGAGAACAAGUUUUACAUCAACCCCGGCUCGGCCACGGGAGCCUACAGCGCACUGGAAAGCAACAUCAUCCCCUCGUUCGUUUUGAUGGACAUCCAGGCGUCCACGGUGGUGACGUACGUUUAUCAGCUGAUCGGCGACGACGUAAAGGUCGAGAGAAUCGAGUACAAGAAAUCUUAGAGGAGGAAGAGUUGGGUUAAAGUGGCUCAGUUUCUCAUUUCAUUCCUUUCCACUCUGGGCUGGAGGAGGAGGAGCGCGCGCCCCCCCUCCCCCCCCAACACACACACCCACAUAACUCAACUCUAAACGACCCGUGUAUCAUAUUGUUAAUACGUCAUCAGCAUUUGCUCGAGUCAAAGUCGUCAUGUGGAAAGUGUAGAGGACGCAGUAAUGUCACGCGUGUAUCACAAGAAAUAUUUGGUGCCAUUUUCUGUCAAUUGUUUUUUUUCCUCCUUUUUUUUCCUGUCACAACAUUUUAGCUUCAUGUAGUCAUUUUUUCUCCCUACAAUAAAAAUCUAAUUUCA
Messenger RNA from Solea solea (common sole), 987 nucleotides. RefSeq names its product VPS29 retromer complex component (gene vps29). Lineage: Eukaryota; Metazoa; Chordata; Actinopteri; Pleuronectiformes; Soleidae. The transcript has 4 exons. Gene Ontology annotation, biological process: intracellular protein transport; retrograde transport, endosome to Golgi. The record is from RefSeq and is a predicted model, not a curated record. Gene Ontology annotation, cellular component: endosome; retromer complex. The coding region runs from base 95 to 643 and encodes 182 amino acids.